Molecule: messenger RNA, 606 nt
Organism: Diaporthe batatas
Lineage: Eukaryota; Fungi; Ascomycota; Sordariomycetes; Diaporthales; Diaporthaceae
Exons: 1
Coding region: 1-606 (201 amino acids)
Source: RefSeq, a predicted model, not a curated record
AUGCCUGGUCAAAGACAGUUCACCUUCCAGACCAUCUUCACCGGCCUCUUCGUCUUCGGCGUCCUAACCUUUCUCUACCACAACCUCGACCAAGUCCCAACCUCGUACAAGAUGGCCAGUCAAGAUAACGAAGUCCUCUCACAGCUGCAAGUUUCGCUUAGCCAGGCGUCCAAGUCCCCACCAACGGUCUCGGUCAAGGUUACCAACAAGUCCCCUUCACCCGUCACAAUCCUCUCGUGGGAGUCACCACUGGACGAGCUCGCCCUUUCCCUUGGCCUGUUCAGCAUAACGCCUUCGGGUGCUUCCGAGCCCUUGGAGAUAGACCGCAUUAUGGUCUCCCGCAAGACGCCGCCCAGCGACGACUCGCUCAUUAGCCUGGCUCCCGGGGAGAGCCGGGAGAACCAGGUGGUGCUCAAGGAGAUACUGGUGCCGGCCGAAAAGCUGAAGGGCAAGAAGUCGACGGUCGCGGUCAAGGGGCGUUGGAUGGGGGUUUGGCCACAGCCGAGGGGUGAGCUGAGCAACGAUGCGAUCGAGAAGGGGGCGCACGGCGGUGGUGCGGUAGCUGGGACAUUUGCCUCGGACAGCAUCGAGAUCGAGGUCGAUUGA